UAAUGCACGAUAAGCCCUGAAGUUCCGACGGAAUUGUUGUGGGUGUUGGAACUGGAAGUGAAAGUGAAAGCAGAUGUUAGGUGUGUGAUGUUAGAUGUGUCAAAUAACUCGACCAGUCAUGAAGCACGACGUGUACGAGUUGAAAUGACAGUCCAAUAGUGCAGUGAAAGCUGUCAGUUAUAUUUUAUGGCGCUAACUUCUGGAACAGGAGUAACUGUUGACACGUUUUCCCUUCCUGUUUAAUGAGUGAAUAUAAAGAAUGAAACCUGCUAGUGAUAACACAAGGAGAUAGUGGCUGGGCAGAAUAAGCGAUUCGUCAGAGUUUUACGUAUUGUUAAAGAUACCGCGUUAAGCAUCAUUUGAAAGAAUUAAGACUCAGGUAUAAAACAGUUACUAGAAGAGACGAGAAACGGAGAACUACUGGAUGCUGUGUUUUAUAAGAAAUAUUCAGCGUAGAUCCCGGUUGUUGUGAUAUAUUACUAAUUUUAUGAGGACACCCUUAAACAGUAUGUUUUACGGAGGUACAACACUGAAUGAUGCGACGCAACAUAAGAAGCAUCUGUCGAUUCCUGCUGUCGGCUGCUGCAACAGUGGUGCUGACAGUGUUGGUUUUUAGACUCAUUCGUCAGAAUGAAAUCAUGGCACCCAGACUCGAAGCUCAUGGUGCAGAGCCACUGCCGCCGCAGGCUCAACUUUUGGUGAAUAAUAAAGCAGCUGCUGGUGCAUCUGAAAAAAUUGAUUGGCAUGAUUACAAGCAGAUUGAGAGAGAUGCCUUACGCAAGGGAAUUGGUGAACACGGGAAACCAGCAAACCUUAGUCCUGAAGAGUCUGCACUUAAAGAAUCUCUGUACAGAGAAAAUGGUUUCAAUGCUCUCCUCAGUGAUAAGAUUGCUCUGGACCGAGCUUUACCUGACAUACGCCACAAGGGGUGCAAGUCAAAGAAGUACUUGAAAAAACUUCCCACAGUGAGCAUCAUUGUUCCAUUUCAUAAUGAACACUGGAGCACACUUCUGAGGACUGUCGUCAGUGCGAUCAACAGAUCUCCCCCAGAAUUACUCAGGGAGAUAAUACUUGUUGAUGAUUUUAGCUCUAAAGAGCAUUGCAAAGAGAAGCUUGAUAAGUAUGUAGCUGAAAAUCUACCCAAGGUCAAAGUUAUUCACUUACCUGAAAGAUCUGGUCUUAUUCGGGCACGUUUGGCUGGUGCAAGAAAAGCAACUUCAGAUGUUCUUAUUUUCCUUGACUCACAUACAGAAGCUAAUGUUAACUGGCUUCCACCUCUCUUAGAACCAAUUGCAGAAGAUUAUCGUACUUGUGUCUGCCCUUUCAUUGAUGUCAUUGCAUAUGAAACAUUUGAGUACAGAGCUCAAGAUGAAGGAGCUCGUGGUGCUUUUGACUGGGAGUUUUUCUACAAGAGGCUACCACUUCUACCUGAAGAUCUAAAACAUCCAACAGAACCUUUUAGGAGCCCAGUAAUGGCUGGAGGAUUGUUUGCUAUCAGCUCUAAAUUCUUUUGGGAACUGGGUGGCUAUGAUGAGGGACUUGAAAUCUGGGGAGGUGAACAGUAUGAGCUCUCUUUCAAGAUUUGGCAGUGUGGUGGACAAAUGGUAGAUGCACCAUGUUCUCGUGUGGGCCACAUUUACAGAAAGUUUGCUCCAUUUCCUAAUCCAGGGAAAGGCGAUUUUGUUGGAAGGAAUUAUAGGCGUGUUGCUGAAGUAUGGAUGGAUGAAUAUAAAGAAUAUUUGUAUAGAAGAAGACCUCAUUAUCGAAAGAUUAAUCCUGGUGACCUCAGCAAACAAAAGGAACUCAGGGAAAGAUUGCACUGUAAGCCAUUUAAGUGGUUUAUGGAGGAAGUUGCAUUUGAUCUCCCAAAGAAGUAUCCACCUGUUGAACCACCAGAUUUUGCUUAUGGAGAGGUACGUAGUGUGGCUGCACCAGAGUUAUGUGUUGAUACAAAUUUUGUUGGAACUGAAAAACCAUUUGGUUUGAAGGAAUGUGUGAAAGAUCGGAAAAAUGCCAAAGGACAGCAGAACUUCACAUUGACGUGGCACAAGGAUAUUCGUCCCACUGGGCGCACAGUGUGUUGGGAUGUAUCUAGUACUGAGAGCAAGGCGCCUGUAACCCUCUACGGUUGCCAUGGUUUACAGGGGAACCAGUUGUGGAGGUAUGAUCCGGUGAACCAGUGGCUUGUGCAUGGAGGAAAUCCACGGUGCUUGGACUGUGAUCCAGGUAGUCUAAAAAUGUAUGUUACCAAGUGUGAUGGUGCAUCUUUAACACAGAAGUGGAGGUUUGAAAAUAUUGAUUUCAAAGCUUUAGCAAAUUGGGACAAUGUUGGGCCUCAUUGAAUUUUGGUAGUACUCCUCAUCAAUUUGUUCUCAUGAGUCAUAUAAAAAGAAAAGAAGCUAUAUAAUCGAUAUUUGACACAACAGUGUGAACUUGAAAAGUACAUAAGUUUUAGUUAAAUAAUUAGUGUGUUACGUUCUGUGUGGUCUCUCUUCACAUGGUAAUAGGCUGACUUUACUUCAAAUAGCUAGCUUGACAAUUUCAUUGUUUAUUGACACUGGAUUUAGUUUAAAUGUUUACUCAUUGUAUGAAAAUGAGGACAACUUGAUGAUUAGUAAUGUACUGGAGACGGUAACUAUGUAAAUGUAAUUAUUUUCAGUUUUCAACUGUGAACUCAAUGGGUGUGCUUGUUGUCACUUGCUUACAAAACAUACACUGAAGAAAAUAAGUAGCUUGCAUGAGUGCAUACGUGUAUCAGUUCCUUUUUCUAAAGUGCUAAAUAAAUUGACAGGUUCAUCUUCUGCAUGAGUUGCACUAUUGAUAUUUGAUCUCUAAAAGACUGAUAGCCAUUGAUAUAAUUACUAAUGAAGGGUGCUCAAUUUUGCAUUUAUUUAUUUUUAGUCUGAGCUAAAAGGUUUGGAUGCUGUUUUCUCUUCCUACAUAGUGUAAACAAUUUUGUACUGUUGGGGUGUAAUUGUUCUGGGACUUACAUGUAUUUUUUGUUUUGGUAAAAGUGUGCAGCUUCAUGUUUGAAAACAGAUUUUGUAAUCUAUCCAGCUAUAAUUUAUCAGUACAGAAAAUGUGUUGUUGCCAUACAUUACAUAUUGUAAAAGUGAAAGAAGUAUCCAGCAAGAAUGAAGAAGCCAUAUUCUGUACAGAUGCUUUUCACAAUGCUAGCAGAAACAUGUAGAAGUAGAACUGCAUAUGUGAAUUUAUUGUUUUGACCUUUUUGUAUACUGUACCAAAUGCAUAUCUUGUCAUUUUGGUGUCAUGCUAACUUACUGUUUCCUUUCUGGUUUCUAAUAACACUAUAUUUUCUUCUGUUUGAAUACCAAUGCAUGUUUUGGUUCAAGAAACAUAGGUUCAGUUGUUAUUUUUCUGUUUCUGAUUUUUUUCGCUACCAACAUAUUAACUUCAUGUCAAAUAUUUAAUCCUAGCCUGUUUACUGUAAAUUAUAUGAAUGGAAGAAAGCAAAUUUACUGUAAGAGUACUUUUUUAUGUCUGUGACACACGUAUUUGACACAAAAAACAAUGGAUCAGUUUGCCAUUUAUUUGCUUACAACCUUCUUUAACUGGUUGAUACGAAUGUGGUAUGAAUCCUAUAGUCAAGUUUUGUAAUUGAUUUGUCGGAUAGUUAGGUAUUUCCAAUACAGUUAUCAAUUUUUGUCUUCAUUCCUAAUAGUAUGUAAAUGGUUCGUAUAACUGCUCUUAAUAACUACAGUUAUUGUUUGAUUCGGAGUUGAAUCAGUUUGAUAAAUGGUACACAUUGGUACCAAAACAUAUUAAUUUUGAAACAGACAUAAUUUUCUUUGAGUUAACCACUUCAGUGUUUGUUGAGAGAGAAACUGGGAGAAUGUGUUAACCAGUAUGGUUGAGGGAGUCCCACAUUAAUAAAAUUAAUUAUGGGAAGUCUGAUUUAAAAUAUCUGCCAUAAUUUAUCUAACUUUCCUUAAUUUAUUCUUGUCUUUUAUAAUAUAUAUUGAUUAAGUAGCACAGGCAGCUGUUUUUCCCCAAGUGUUAGCUUCUACCCCUAAUUGUAUUUUUCAGUCAACAGUUCAGAUUUUUUUAAUAAUUUUAUACAGUAAGGGAGCUAAUAGAAGUGUCAACAUUAAACAUGGGCUGGAACAUAAUAUUUAUGAGAGUACUAAUCAACACCAAAUAGCAAAAACACUGAUGUUGGCUAGA
Molecule: messenger RNA, 4185 nt
Organism: Schistocerca piceifrons (Central American locust)
Lineage: Eukaryota; Metazoa; Arthropoda; Insecta; Orthoptera; Acrididae
Gene: Pgant6
Product: N-acetylgalactosaminyltransferase 6
Exons: 12
Coding region: 534-2342 (602 amino acids)
Cellular component (GO): Golgi apparatus
Source: RefSeq, a predicted model, not a curated record